AUGAAAACUGGAGUCGUAUCUUUAGUAAUUGCGAUUAUUUUCAUCAUAGUUUCUCAAAAUGAGGUUGAUGGAGGAGUCUUACCAAAGAUAGCACAAGAAGUUGUAUCAAUAAAGGAUAAAAUAAAUAAUUUCUUUCACAAAAUUUUUGGAAGCUAUGAAAACGCAGCAUCAACCACUGAAAUCGUUACUGAAACUUAUCCAACAGAAGAACCAACUGAAAAUGACAUCCUAAAAGACAUCAUUUAUCCUACUUACAUCUCACCAGAGUUAAUUGACGAACAGUCAAUUCUAGUCAUAAAUGAAAUUCCUAUAGAAAUGACUUGGGAAAUGGUCAGCACAAUAAAUCCUGAAUUGGAAUAUGAAUUGCCAUGGAAACUAAAGAAUCAUAGAUUCAAGCGAGUUUGAAAAUAAUUCUUUUUUUUUCCUUCUUUUUGUAGGCACAGAAUAGCUUAGUUAAGUUAAAGGCAG
Messenger RNA from Chironomus riparius, 468 nucleotides. Lineage: Eukaryota; Metazoa; Arthropoda; Insecta; Diptera; Chironomidae. The record is from the annotation of a GenBank genome assembly.